Laetiporus sulphureus 93-53 is the source of this 1613-nucleotide messenger RNA. RefSeq lists its product as uncharacterized. NCBI's taxonomy places the organism in Eukaryota, Fungi, Basidiomycota, Agaricomycetes, Polyporales, Laetiporaceae. Gene Ontology annotation, molecular function: metal ion binding. The coding region runs from base 29 to 1363 and encodes 444 amino acids. The transcript is spliced from 6 exons. The record is from RefSeq and is a predicted model, not a curated record.
CGCGUUUUUUGCAAUCUGCCCGCGCAAUAUGUCUUCCAUGGACUCAGAAACCGCGACCCGCACGAUCUGCCCACACAUUGCAUAUUACGGGAGAUGUGGUGACACUACAGGAACGCACGCCCACAGCAAGCCAUGCGCAUCACGGUAUAGCCACACAAUCAUGGAUGUCGCGCGGUUGAAUGCUCUUGUGGAUGUCGCGAAUCCAUCGCGAGUCAGCCGUGAGCUUGUGCUAGAAUACAUCGCUGGAAGGGACGUCUUUGGUGUCCCUGCGUGCAAUUCCAGCGGUUGGCGACUUGUGCUCACAGAGCGCAACAACGCCGGUCAUGGGGCCGCCGCUACUCGUACGAUCACGGUCGAGGACUUCCUCAUCAAUGUCGCCACCAAGAAUCUUGAGGACAAGGUGGCUGCUGCUGGUAUGAUUAACUCUCCGCGGAUGGCCAGAAGGGGAGACACGUAUCGGACUCUGUGUAGGAACAACAGGGACGGGCUGUGCCCCAACGGCAGCCGCUGUCCGAAUGAUCACUCUCUUAUCGAGACGAUGCGUAUGCAACGCAUCGCUAGUAACACACACCACAGGGCUGCCAUCGUCUAUGUUUCAAUCAAAUAUGUCAAUCGCGACUCCUGGCAGGUCGUUGCCAAGGUUAGAGCUCGUCAAGGCGAGACAGACCCUUUCAGUGUUCCCACGAUGCUACCCGUCCCUUUAUUUGCUGCGGACCAGAGCCUGGACAGGGCGUUGCGGAAAAUUGAGUCGAAGAUGGCGAGGCGUGAUGCCCUUGCUUUGGGAAGAACCAUUCCUGCUCAGGUUCCCAGCGAAAAUCCGCCGCCAUAUUCUGCUGUUCAAGCGCAAGCUCCCACUGACGAAUAUUAUGGCACAUCGACUGUAUCCUCGAGCAUCUCUGUUGCGACGCAGCAUGCUAGAGUUUCAGUAGUCAUACAGCCAACAGAUACCCCGACUAUGCCGUCACCCGCCUACACAAUGCCAAGCGCGAGUUCGCCUGUGACCAAUUAUCGUGAAUCUCCAUUCCAACGAGAGCGAGAGCCGCUCGUGCACUCGAGCAACUUGUCUACUCGCUUCACGAACUAUGGCACUACAUCGCAGCAGCAAGCCGUGGGCGAACAUGUGUCAGAAUUCUUCGGUUACCUUGUAUGCUUUGCAUCUCUUGCAGCGAUUAUGGGCUUCUUCAUAUGGGCCAUCUACAACUACGGUGUAUGGAUCGUGUUAGGAUGUGUCCUUGCUGUUCAAAUGCUUGCAUCAGCUAUCGUCGAAUACGGCUUCAAGGAGACCGUGGCGUUCUUGCUUGUAUUCGGCUCCUUCGCAUGGGCCCUUUACAACAUGGAGUUUACAGGAUCGCUGUCUGUUUAGUCGUACUUCAGAUCUUUAGUACCUGCUUCUUGACGUUCACACUGGGGAUAGCAAAGAUCGUGUAUGCGUAUUGUACAAUAUCAUGGUGAUCGGUUGAAUGAGCUGUGUAACACGAUUUAUAGAUAUAUCCAAUUCCGAGUUUGCAGGGGUUCGCUGUGGUGUUUAGAUUUACCUUGGGACUGCAAAGGUUUUAGUACCCACCCGCACGCGCUAAUCGGAUGAUAAUUGAUUGUGACGAGGAGCAUCCCUU